UUUUUGAACCCGCUACAAUAUAUAUACAAGAAGUUCCCUCAUUUUAGGGUUUUUGAAAGGGUUUAAGCGUUUCUUCUCCUAUGGCAUUCAGCGAUAAGCAAAAGCAAGAAGAAGAAGAAGAACCGCACAGAAUGGAAGAAGACGACGACGAAAGCGAAGAAGAAGAAGAAGAAGAAGAAGAAGAAGAAGAAGAAGAAGAAGAAGAAGUGUGGGACGAUUGGGAAGGAGAAGACGAAGGAGAGAGAGAAUCUGAAUUCGUGUGUCUAUUCUGUGACUCCCGGUACAGUUCGUGCGGUUCCUUGUUCGACCACUGCGCCUCCCUUCACCGCUUUGAUUUCCACACGAUCAGAACAACUCUCAGCUUGGAUUUCUAUGCCUCCUUCAAGCUCAUUAACUUCAUCCGCUCUCGGGUGGCAGAGAACAUAUGUUGGAGUUGUGGAUUAACAUGCCAGUCCAACUGUGACCUUCAGAAUCAUUUGCAUGAUGUAGUUGACUUUAAUGAGAUAAAGACUUUGUGGAAUGAUGAUAGGUAUCUGAUACCUUUCAUGCAAGAUGAUUCACUGUUGUACAGUUUUGGUGAUUGUGACGAAGACGGGGAAGAUGAACAUAUUACUCGAAUUGAUGAAGAUCUUAUAAAGGAUCUAAUGAACAUUGAAGAGAGUAUCCAUGACGAUCAAGAUCUUGUGAAAAAAGUGGUAGUUGAUGAUGACAAACAUGAGAUUGAUUCUGUCUCUAAUAAUCAUUUGAACAAGGCUAGUUCUUCAAAGAAACUUAUUAAUGGUAAGGACUCAAAAGGACAUGUUUUGUGCAGUGAUAAGGAUCCAGAAGGACAUUUGAUGGUUAAUUCUCAAAAUCACAUUGCAAAGCAUAUUAAGAAGAUCAAUGAAAGUUAUUUUGGGUCUUACAGUUCAUUUGGUAUCCAUCGAGAGAUGUUAAGUGAUAAGGUGAGAAUGGAUGCUUAUGGCCAAGCGAUUUUGAAGAAUCCCUCUCUACUAAAUAGUGCUGUGGUUAUGGAUGUAGGUUGUGGAACUGGAAUUCUCAGCCUAUUUUCAGCAAAAGCUGGUGCUUCAAGGGUUAUUGCAGUUGAGGCUAGUGCCAAGAUGGCAGCAGUAGCAUCUCAGGUUGCAAAAGAUAAUGGUCUUUUGCUGAGUAAAAGCCAAAAUGGAGUUGAUGGCCUCCAAAAGGGAGUCAUAGAAGUGGUUCAUGGUAUGGUUGAAGAGAUUGAUAAAACAGUUGAACUUCAACCUCGCAGUGUUGAUGUAUUGCUAAGUGAAUGGAUGGGAUAUUGCCUGCUGUAUGAAUCCAUGCUUGGUUCAGUGCUUUAUGCACGAGACCGGUGGUUGAAGCCUGGUGGUGCCAUUCUUCCUGAUACAGCAACUAUUUUUGUUGCAGGAUUUGGAAAAGGAGCCACAAGUCUUCCUUUUUGGGAAAAUGUGUGUGAUUUCGACAUGUCUUGCAUUGGGAAUGAGCUUGUCAUAGAUGCUGCCCGAAUUCCUAUAGUUGAUGUUGUGGACUCUCAAGAUUUAGUUACCUGUUCUGCUAUUCUUCAGUCCUUUGACUUGGCAACCAUGAAGCCUAAUGAAGUGGAUUUCACUGCAACUGCUACUUUGGAAUUGAAACCAAGUACUUCUGGAACAUGCUGCUGGUGUUAUGGUGUUGUCCUAUGGUUUGAUACUGGAUUUUCAAGCAGAUUCUGCCGAGAAACACCAGCCGUGUUAUCCACAUCCCCUUACAUGCCAAGAACACAUUGGUCACAAACAAUCUUAACCUUUCAAGAACCUAUUGCGAUGGGAUUUGGAAAAGAAAACAGGGGUAAACCAGAAGCAAUUGGCACUGAGGUGUAUCCUGCUGUGAAGAUUGAUUUACGUGUCAGCAUUGUCCGUUCUACUGAGCAUCGCAGCAUUGAUAUAUCCUUAGAAGCUGCUGGUGUUGGUCCUGACAGUCACAAACGCAGUUGGCCUGCUCAGCUUUUUAAUCUGCAGUAGGAUGCAUGACGCCACAACAGCAAAGAUCAUUGUGCAGCAGUUUUUCUUGUUGGCUGCCAGUUAAAAUCAGUUUUGGAAUGCUACAGCUGUAAUUGCUAACAUUUAGGUUCCUUUUUUUGUUCACUGGAAAUAGCUACUGCUUGUUGAAUGCUAGACUCUACGCUGCCCAAUUACAUAGAAAAUGUAAUGUUUCUCCAAUUCAUAUUUAUGUAUGACAAAACUUACGUGCAGUACUGUUUUCUUAUACUGUUUUCCAAUUAAAAUUGGUUAUUCAUUUCA
This is a messenger RNA of Glycine soja, 2264 nucleotides long. Its product is annotated as probable protein arginine N-methyltransferase 3. Gene Ontology annotation, molecular function: protein-arginine N-methyltransferase activity. The record is from RefSeq and is a predicted model, not a curated record. Bases 81 to 1985 code for a protein of 634 amino acids. Gene Ontology annotation, biological process: peptidyl-arginine methylation. The transcript has 7 exons. Lineage: Eukaryota; Viridiplantae; Streptophyta; Magnoliopsida; Fabales; Fabaceae.